Botrytis fragariae is the source of this 1422-nucleotide messenger RNA. RefSeq lists its product as uncharacterized. Gene Ontology annotation, molecular function: protein binding. The transcript has a single exon. The record is from RefSeq and is a predicted model, not a curated record. Bases 1 to 1422 code for a protein of 473 amino acids. Lineage: Eukaryota; Fungi; Ascomycota; Leotiomycetes; Helotiales; Sclerotiniaceae.
AUGACACCAUCGAAGAAAGAUCAGAGAGGACUUGCGCCAAACAAUCAAAGUUCAGGUACUGCUAUCGCGAAGGGUGAGGAGAGAGAAUCCGCAGUCGGAGCGCAUCGAGGUGAAUUCGAAGAGCGCGGUGAUGUCAAGGAUGAAACGCAAACACCCCAAGGAGAUCACAUGUGCGAGAAAGGGAGUUACUUCAAGGAUUAUGAAGAAUACGAAGAGACAGAUGAAGACAUCGAAGAAGUACCGACACCGGCAAAGAGAAUUACAGGAGUCAGCCAUCGAAUGCCAUGCGUGAUCGCCGAAAAGGAGGUCAAAAAGCCAUACAGAGAAUCAGCAAGCAGCACUACAACACGGACGCGAAAGGAGCCGAUAUUGACAAAGUUUGUAACAUUCAUUUAUAAAAACCAAUCAGUAACCAUCGGGUCAGAACACUGGCGGUCUCGACUUGAGCAAUGGAGAGAUGAUCUCCAGGAUGAAGGUUUAAUCGGUGUUGUAUGGGAUGAACGUGCUGAACCUUGGAAAUACCAGAAGCGCUCGAAAGAGAGUAAAAAGAUGGGUGCAUAUAUCUGCGACUUCGAGACGCCAUCAGAAAAAGCUGGCUUAGUUCUCCACUGUCCUGUUGAACAUAAGGAAGACGAGCAGCGGAACAAUUUCACACCUCUUCACUGCCCAACUGAAGAUCAGGAAGAUGGGAGCCCAGAGAAAGAAAUCGUCAAAAUCUAUAUCGGCCCAGAAAGAGCAGUGAUCCGAGUUUAUAAGAAGGUUCUCUGCGAGAAAAUUCCAUACUUCAAAAAAUUCUUUAAUGGAACAUCCCAAGAGGCAGCAUCGAAUUCCGUUACAUUCCACAGUGGCGACUUUGAGGCUUUCCACGAUUUGAUGUGGUGGGUAUCUAAUGGGCACUUGCCUCCAUGGUCGAUUUAUCCUGAUGGCAAAGAAAUGGAUGAACGCAUGCAGGAUGAUUGUCCAGUCGUUCGGAUUCAAACGGAGUUCAAUUGGGGUGGGCUCUAUUUGCUGGCGAAGAGAUUGUGCGUGGAAAAUUUGAUGAAUCUCAUAACAGAUUAUGUCGUGAGAGCCCUGGAGUUAAACCGAGCCAUCCUGACGAAGGAGGACAUCGCUGGUAUCUAUAAGCAUACCCCAAAGAAUUGUGGCUUAAGAAGGCUAGCCUGCUAUAGCUUCAAUUAUGACCUAGAUCGGUGUCCUCCAGAGUUUUGGCCACGGUACUAUGACAUGGCAAAACGCAUCGAUGGCUUGGAGGAUGACUCUGUUGCUCUCAGGAGAGGACCACAUGGAGAAGUGGUAACCUUUACGGGCAUAUGGGACUUCCCACCAUGCAAGUUUCAUGACCACCUUGAUGGAGAAAUCUGUGACCAAAAGAAGUUGAAAGACCGGGAAGUAGGUAUAAGACGUCCUGAAAAGAUUCAUUAA